CGGGACUUCCAGCUUUGCGCAUGCUCAGUAGCCGCAGGGGAGGGGGCGGAGCCGCGGGGGUCAGUUGGUCCAGAAGUCAGGCCCCAUCUCCAUCCCUCCGCCUCCCUGGCGCUUGGAGCUGCAGAUCAUUCAUCAAAGAUUUUCUCUCCAAGGUCGCAAAGUCUGUUACCCAAGAUGAUGAAUGCCGACAUGGAUGCAGUUGACGCUGAAAACCAGGUGGAACUGGAGGAGAAAACACGGCUGAUUAAUCAGGUGCUGGAACUCCAACACACACUGGAAGAUCUCUCUGCAAGAGUAGAUGCAGUCAAAGAAGAAAAUCUGAAGCUAAAAUCAGAAAAUCAAGUUCUUGGACAAUAUAUAGAAAACCUCAUGUCAGCUUCUAGUGUUUUUCAAACAACUGACACAAAAAGCAAAAGAAAAUAAGGCAUGGCUGCCCCUCUGAUUAAAUGGAAUUGCUGCUGGUCUUUUUCUUUAUAACUUGGAUAGAUUCCAAAAGUUAUAGUACUUAGGUUUGAAGCUUCAUUGAAUAUUUAUGAAAAUAAUGUCAGCUCUAGGCAAAUCUAGAGCAAACCAGACUUCCAUGAGUUUGUGUAUUAUGUUAGUCUGAAAAUGUGCAAAUGUAUUGUAGAGACUUUAUAAUUAGAAAUGCAUAUAUUUAUGAAACUUGAAUGUUUUAUCCAAUUUGAUUAAUAGGUUAGCACUGUCUUUUAUUAUAGGCAUAAAAAGAGAUAUGAGAAAAUAACCACCAUGUUGUGAGAAGUGACCAAAAUCACAUACUGACUAUACAGCUUCUUGUCCCUGCCCGCCGCCGUGUGCCUCUUCUCUGUCUGCUCCUCCCCUCAUCUCCCUCCCCUAAGGAAAGAGAAAUAGCUUCCUAUUUAUAAGGCUUCAGUAGUCAAUCAUGUCUGAGAGUAACCUGAACUCUGAUUGCUGAGAAGUAGUCAAAAUAAGACUUUCUCAUUAGGGCUUGUUAUGCGCUACACUUACUAAGAAGGACAAUGUCACUACUUUCUCUAACCAACUGAACACGGGGACUAUAAAUAUGAAUAUUUUCCACUGAAAAUGAAUUGUUAAGUUGGGAAGGUUUGUUACAACUUCCAUUUGCAUAGAAUAACCAACUUAUUAUCUGAAAAAGUGAGCACUGGCUGUGUGUGUGUGAGGAAGAGAGAAAAUUUUGAGGAAAAGUAGAAACGGUGGGGAAGUGAACUGCUGGCAAACUGCAGUAGCCAACUCCAGCGCCUCCUUCUGUGUUUGUGUUUGGAGAAUAAACUUGCGUUUGGCAGAUCUCAAACAAACCAUAUCUGGAUGAGAACGCUUAAGAGUCUGGUCAAAUUCAAAGUACACAGCACAAGAACUUUUGUAAAAAAAAAAAAUACAUAUAUAUAUAUAUCAGAAACACGAAUAGAUUGGGCUUAAUGCAUUCUAACUGAUACUUUGCCAGUAUUUUCUGACUACUUUCCCAGAAUGUUCCGUAAACCCAACUGCUUGGUCUACAGAGCUGUAGUUAUCCUUUACCAGUUUUUAAACGUUCAGUUUGUAAAAUGCACUUGAUAAAGAAGCCAUGGGAUUAGAUGUACAGUUAAAAUGUUACGUAGGAAAAGAGAUCCAGUAAUGGACCUGGUGGUUACUAGCUUUGGGCUACUUGUAAUCAUGGACUAGUUCUUAAUUCUUGUUUGUAUUGGUGUAAGAUUCAGUGUGUGACUUAAGCUGUAUGAUUAUAUUGUAGUCAAACUACAGACAUGCCACAUCCUUUAUGUGAACUAAUUUGCAAAUAUUUAACAUUGUGUUACAGCCAUCCAUACUUUGCUGUUUAAUAAAAAGCUGUUUCCGAGA
This is a messenger RNA of Erinaceus europaeus (western European hedgehog), 1833 nucleotides long. It is a transcript of the gene SCOC, whose product is annotated as short coiled-coil protein. The coding region runs from base 175 to 423 and encodes 82 amino acids. NCBI's taxonomy places the organism in Eukaryota, Metazoa, Chordata, Mammalia, Eulipotyphla, Erinaceidae. The transcript is spliced from 4 exons. The record is from RefSeq and is a predicted model, not a curated record. Gene Ontology annotation, cellular component: trans-Golgi network.